Messenger RNA from Rotaria sp. Silwood2, 1218 nucleotides. The record is from the annotation of a GenBank genome assembly. NCBI's taxonomy places the organism in Eukaryota, Metazoa, Rotifera, Eurotatoria, Philodinida, Philodinidae.
AUGUCUGUAGAAAAUGAUAUAUUUUCAAAUAAAUCUUAUCUUAAAGAAAUAAAUAAAAAUUUUUCAUAUUUAAUUGAAUUGAUUCAAUCAACUUGUAAACCAUUACGAUUAUGUUCAAAAGAGUCAGUUGAAAUAAAAGAAAUGUCAUUUGAAUAUUUACAAGAAUUCAAUGGAUCAAAUCAACAAAGACAAAUUGAUUUAUUAUCAAUAAUUAAUAAUAUAGAUAAAUUAUGGAUAUUUUUAUCAUUAAAUCCAACAUCUUAUGAUACUCAGAAUUUUCUUGAAGAACUUUAUCACUUAACAUUUAAUUCAUUUCAAGUUAAACAACAUUUAGCAUAUCAUUGUGAAGAUUUUCUAUUAAUAUUGUCUGUUUGUUAUGAUGAUGAUUUUCGAUUUGCUUGUUUUAAAUUAUUAAGUUUAUUGAUAAAUGAUAUUCAACCAGUGAAUAGAAAAAGAAUUUUAUAUUUAAAUCGUAUAUGUUAUGAAUCUCUUUAUGAUUUUCAUAUUUAUUAUGAUAAAAUUAAGCUUUUUACUAUUCAAUCAAAUAUAAUUGAUUUGACAAAACAAGAUAUCGAUGAUUUAAUAAAUAGACAAAUAAUUCGAAAAGAUUUAGAAGAAAAAAUAGUUGAAUCAAUAGAAGAAUUAGGUGGAUAUGUUUUCAUUAAAAUGCAACGAAGUCCAAAAGAUGCUUAUCAAAAUCUUUGUAAAGAAAUCAAUGGUGAAUGGUUUCGUUAUUGGAAUUUAAAACUAGAUGAAGAUCCUCGUUUAUAUUUUAUGAGAGUAGAAAAUAUCGAACAAUUAAAAUUACUUUUUAAAACAAGUGAUCGUAUUCGAGAAGAUUUUCAAGAAAUAUAUUCAAAUGGAAAAUUAAUUUUACGAAAAUGGAUUAAUUCAAUUGGAAAUGAAUAUCGAUGUUUUAUUUGCAAUAAAAAAUUAAAUGCUGUUUCAUCAUAUAAUAUUAAUCAAUCAAUAAUAAAAAAUGAAAAAAAAAUAAAAGAUUUAAUUAAUUCAAAUUUAUUUAAAGAUAUUAUUUAUAAAAUUCCAUAUAGUCAUGCUGUUGUUGAUUGUUCAAUUGAUGAAAUUAGUUCGAAUGUUACUAUUAUUGAAAUAAAUCCAUUUAGUAAAAGAUCAUCAGCAGGAAAAUAUUCGUGGACUAUUGAUAAAAAUAUUUUAUAUUAUUAUUAUCAAUAUAAUCAAUCUGUUUCAAUUCAAUUAUAA